UUAAAAAAGAAAAGGCCUUCGUCAUCUAUUAUUCUUCAUUUUCAAAAUAAUAGAGGAAAGAAAGGGGAAAACGCCUCUUUCUUCUUCUUCUUCUUCUUCUUCUACUCCAUAAUUGGAUAUAAUUUCCUACAUCGAAGCAGCUCAAUAUCUUUUAAUUGUGGGAAGAAAUCGAAAUUCGUCGAGCUGCUUCAUAAUAAUUGAUUGAUUAUUUGUUACUUUUGUUGUAAUUUUUGAUUUGAAAUUGAAUUAAAAAGGGGAAAAAAUGGUGUCGGCAAAUAAAGAAAUGGCGGUGUACUGUUUUGAUACUCUCGUUGCUCAUUACAAUAACAGUGAUCAACUUCCUUCUCCUGCUUUCGAAGAGGGUGAACACCCGUUGUUUGUAACCUGGAACAAGGUAGUUAAUGGAGGCGAGCCUCGUCUUCGUGGCUGCAUUGGUACUCUGGAACCUCGUGCAUUAAUCAAUGGGUUCAGAGACUAUGCUCUUACUAGUGCACUGAGAGAUCGCCGUUUCCCCCCGAUUCAAGCAAAAGAAUUACCCCAAUUACAAUGUAAAGUUUCAAUUUUAACUGAAUAUGAAACUGCUGCUGAUCACCUUGACUGGGAGGUAGGAAAGCACGGUAUAAUAAUUGAAUUUACUGAUCCUCACUACAAUACCAGGCGAAAUGCCACAUACUUGCCUGAAGUUGCUGCACAUGAAGGUUGGACAAAAGUCGAGGCUAUUGACUCUUUAAUGCGAAAGGCGGGUUACAAUGGUGUUAUCACAGAUGCUUUGAGAAAGCGCAUUCGGAUGACUCGUUACCAGAGCACAGCAUUUACGAUGCACUAUGGAGAGUAUAUUGCGUAUGUGAAGAAUACCCGAGGCACUCUCCCCACUAUUAACGGGUUGAAGCUUGGCAAUUGAUCUAACUCAAUUUGCUUUCUCUUAUCUUAUUUCUUUGAAUGAAUUUCAUUGAAAUUCUGCUUUAUCUUUACUUCCACAUAAAGCCCAUUCAUGGCUGAUUUGAAAUUCUUAAAAUUGGAAGAAAAAUGAUUACUUUAUGUAAUGUAAGUGGUAUGAUAUUGGAGUAGAUUCCUAAUUUUCAACUCAAAAUUUCUAAAUGAAGCUUGCACUAUUUUAUUAA
Amaranthus tricolor (Joseph's coat) is the source of this 1121-nucleotide messenger RNA. RefSeq lists its product as uncharacterized. The record is from RefSeq and is a predicted model, not a curated record. Lineage: Eukaryota; Viridiplantae; Streptophyta; Magnoliopsida; Caryophyllales; Amaranthaceae.